AGCGGGUUUGGCUCAAGCCAUUAGGGCUCAGACCUACGGUAUCCCCGUCCAAAAGUGUUUCUUCACGGCUGCGGCGGCGAACCAGGCAGUGACAAACAUGUGCGGAAAGGAAUUCCAACCUCCAGCUCGGGUGGGCAUCGACACGGGUUUGGUGGGCGCUGAUCCCGAGAUCCACGCCAUCAACGGGGCAGAGCUGGUGGAUGAGAAGGAGAAGGCGGAGGACCAAGGCUCGGGUACGUCAGAGGAGGUGCAGGACCAAGGCCGACACCGCAUGGCACGCGGCCGAGAGCGGCAGGACCGUACCCCUUCCCCGAUGGCGAGGGUCCGCGUCGACGGCACCUCCGACAUGAUGCUGGCAGAGUUCAGCGACGUCGGCUGGGAAACCCGGGCCAUGCGCCGGCGGCAGGCGCAGAUUACCAUCCGCGUCCGGAGGCUGGUGCGCGCCGAGCAGAACCGCACCGUCACCAUGCUGGAGCGCCGCCUCUGCGGGCUGGUUUUCAAGAACCUCUGCAGACAGCCCUUCGCCAAUCUGCCCCUCGUGGGCGGGGAGUCCGCGGGGCGUAAGCUCACACGCGAGUAGGCGCAAUGCAGAGUCAAGCAGCGACGGCUGUAGCAGCGAGUUAGCGCACGUCCCGCAGGCAUGGGCUCUGUACAGGUCUGGUUUUCGCUUUGCGCGCGGGUGGCGCACGUGAAUCCUGCAGGCUGGUAAAAUAUGUUUGGUGCAAUUGCCAGUUCAUGUUUAAAUGUCACCGUCAAUUCAGCGGCAGGGGAGUUCAGGCUCUGAGCUCCGUGACUCUGGCUCCUCGGGCGGCCCUUUCGCCGACACGUCGUGGGCAUACUCUCCUGGCCUGGCCAUGGGGGCAGGCCCUGUCGUGGUGUGGCCUGUGUAGCUCUGUCUGUGCAGGCAUCGGCGCCGCCGUCAUUUAGUCGGCGGCAUGUGGCCGGAGCUUGCGCUCACGCGCCAGUAGUCGGGGCCUAAGAGACGGGGGUCAGUGCAAACGGGGGUCAGCCAGAGCGCCAGAUUCUGCAGGAUUCUGCGAAGACCCGCUCUGGCUGACCCGGGUUAGCGAGCCGCUCGUGGCCGCGAGGCGGCCGCGCGUAUUGGCUGACCCGGGUUUGCGAAUACCUGCGUUGCAGUUUUUUUUGUUUUUGCAUUGCAGUUUUUGGUUUCCUGCUGACCCGGGUCUGGAUCGACCCGGGUCAGAAGAUCCCCGAAGAUCCUAGAAGAUUCCCGAAGCAGCGACGGCUGCAGCAGCGAGUUAGCGCACGUCCCGCAGGCAUGGGCUCUGUACAGGUCUGGUUUUCGCUUUGCGCGCGGGUGGCGCACGUGAAUCCUGCAGGCUGGUAAAAUAUGUUGGGUGCAAUUGCCAGUUCAUGUUUAAAUGUCACCGUCAAUUCAGCGGCAGGGGAGUUCAGGCUCUGAGCUCCGUGACUCUGGCUCCUCGGGCGGCCCUUUCGCCGACACGUCGUGGGCAUAGUCUCCUGGCCUGGCCAUGGGGGCAGGCCCUGUCGUGGUGUGGCCUGUGUAGCUCUGUCUGUGCAGGCAUCGGCGCCGCCGUCAUUUAGUCGGCGGCAUGUGGCCGGAGCUUGCGCUCACGCGCCAGUAGUCGGGGCCUAAGAGACGGGGGUCAGUGCAAAUGGGGGUCAGCCAGAGCGCCAGAUUCUGCAGAAUUCUGCGAAGACCCCCUCUGGCUGACCCGGGUUAGCGAGCCGCUCGUGGCCGCGAGGCGGCCGCGCGUAUUGGCUGACCCGGGUUUGCGAAUACCUGCGUUGCAGUUUUUUUUGUUUUUGCAUUGCAAUUGUUGGUUUCCUGCUGACCCGGGUCUGGAUCGACCCGGGUCAGAAGAUCCCCGAAGAUCCUAAAAGAUUCCCGAAGCAGCGACGGCUGCAGCAGCGAGUUAGCGCACGUCCCGCAGGCAUGGGCUCUGUACAGGUCUGGUUUUCGCUUUGCGCGCGGGUGACGCACGUGAAUCCUGCAGGCUGGUAAAAUAUUAUUGGUGUAAUUCUAUGGUUCAGUGCCGCCGUCAAUUCAGCGGCAAACUUUGAUAGUCGUCGGCAGCGUCCUCCUCCUCCUCGUGCUCCAUUUCUCCCCCUUCACUCCGUUCACUGCCACCCACCUACGGUGUUUGAUUCAAUGCUCGGGGGCCCGCUUACGGCAAGACCUACUCGCGAGAGUUCAGUCUCUGUCCGCUUUGCGCGUCCUCAUCUGCAGGGUACAGCUCGACUCCCGCAGAACCCUGCACUGCACUGCACUGCUUUUUGUCCGCGACUUGGACCUCGCAGGGCAGUGAAGACUGGCAUGAUUCGGUAAAAAA
Messenger RNA from Prorocentrum cordatum, 2315 nucleotides. The record is from the annotation of a GenBank genome assembly. NCBI's taxonomy places the organism in Eukaryota, Dinophyceae, Prorocentrales, Prorocentraceae.